AUGGAGUUAGCCAGCAACAAAGGAGGUCGGAAAUGCCAUCAUGAGGGAUUUUCGUACAACUUCGAUCGAUUGUCAGCGGACGGAUCAAUCGGCUUCUGGCGUUGUGACCAAAGAUCAACGUGUGGGGCGAGACUCCACACUGCGGGCAACGUCAUUGUAAGAAAAAUCGUCGAACACAAGCACGACGCAAGUCCAGCGGUGAACCUGGCCAGAGAAGCAAUCGCAGCAAUGAAGACGCGAGCGGAGGAGACUGUCGAGAGCACCACUCAAAUCCUUCAUGCGACUCUGGAGCUACUACCCCAGCACGUUCUUGGCGUCAUGCCCCGGCAGGGUGCUUUGAAAAAGUGUAUCCUGUAUAAGCGAAAGACAGAACAUCGGGCUCCUGCAGCUCCUGCGUCGUUGACCGAGCUCGAGUUCGCUGAUGAAUAUACGACCUACAAAGUUUUGCCGAACUCUGCCGCAGAAAAGUUUUUGUUGGCCGACAGUGGACCAAGUCCGAAUCGUAUCGCCGUGUUCGGGAGGGAAACCAACAUUGACAGAUUCAGAAGGUCUUCGAGAUGGUUUGUUGAUGGGACUUUCUCGAUCUCCCCACCUCUAUUUUACCAGGUGUACAUUAAUUCUGACAAGAGCGGGGACACCUACACGAGAAUGUUCACGAUGUUAAGGAGUCUUGACGAUGAAAUGGAAGCCACGAUGCUGAGCUGCGAUUUCGAAUUGGCGGCGAUAAAUAGUAUGCGCAAAAUUUUCCCGAACGCUCACAUAGGGGGAUGUUUUUUCCACUUGGUGCAAAACCUGAGGAAGCAGGUUGCAUCGAAAGGCCUACUGAGUCGCCACAAUAACGACGCUGAAUUCCACUGUAACUCGAAAAUGAUCGUAUCAUUAGCUUUUGUGCCGAUUGACUCCAUCGGAGAGGCAUUCGAAGCUUUGUCGGACUUCUUGCCAGAGGACCUACAUCCCAUCCUCGAAUGGUUUGAAGAUAGCUACAUUGGGAGACGUGACCGUAGAGGGCGACGUCGUGCGCCCCGAUUCCCCCCUCCAAUGUGGAAUAAGUAUGAACUCACGCUGACGGGAGGUCCAAGGACAAACUCUAGCAAUGUGUCUUAUCAGGUUCGGCUCUCGCUGCCCAAGCAAAUCUGA
Molecule: messenger RNA, 1137 nt
Organism: Galendromus occidentalis (western predatory mite)
Lineage: Eukaryota; Metazoa; Arthropoda; Arachnida; Mesostigmata; Phytoseiidae
Exons: 2
Coding region: 1-1137 (378 amino acids)
Source: RefSeq, a predicted model, not a curated record